Messenger RNA from Batrachochytrium dendrobatidis JAM81, 606 nucleotides. RefSeq lists its product as uncharacterized. The transcript has 3 exons. Bases 1 to 606 code for a protein of 201 amino acids. Lineage: Eukaryota; Fungi; Chytridiomycota; Chytridiomycetes; Rhizophydiales. The record is from RefSeq and is a predicted model, not a curated record.
AUGACAGCAGUAUUGCGUACAUACAAAUCAAAGUAUGAUAUCAUGAUUGUCAACGGAUUGAUUGAAAACAACUUUAUAUCCAACUUGCACAUCAACAACCAACAACUCUGCAAGAUCCUUCUUGCCAAUAUCACAGUAUCUGGAUGGAAAUACGGAACCGAUUCAAACUGCUGUCAAUCAAUACUGUCAUUCAACACUACAAGGCUGACAUUGGCCAGUUGUUUGACAUCUCAUUAUCUCCAAAGAAAAACGGAAUUCAGACCAGAUUUGCUUGGAAUGUUGGCAACAACUGACUGUUUGUUGCUACAUCAAGACUCGUCAGUACAGACCCACACAAUACAAUGUAAAAGUCAAAAGAUUACAUUAAAACAGACAUUAUGGACAGAUUCUACAAAGGAAAUGGCUGUAUCAUCUGUCAUCAAUUCAGACACACUUGUCAGUCCUGUUCCGUAUACAAUGAGUCACAUAUGGACACAUAUGGACACCAAUGCAACAAUCAAGAAUCAAUUGUCAUUUACAAGUCUGAAUUGCCAACCAACAAUCGUACUAAUGGACCAACGGACCAAUGCCAAAACACCUGCACAUCAGACAGUUUAUUGGACAUGA